GACCAAACUAUCCAUCCCACCUUACAAUGUGUGAAUCCACAUUCGUCCCUCUAGAUUCCUAAUUCCUGCUGCCCCUGAAGGUGGAUGUCAAUAAACCUUUAUGAUGUUCACCCCGUCAACUUCGAAUCUCGAUGCUGUCCUUGGAUAUGUGGCUUUAGAAUAAGCACACAUGCUGAAACUCGCCAUGAAUAGAUCUCACGCAUGAAAACCCAAAAAGAAGCACUGGAUCGACAGCUUCCCUAGAUUAAAAAUAACCACGAAGGCGAAUCUCAGAUUCCAAGCCGACCAGCUCAUUUCAAUGUGUUGUACUGUUACUUGUGCUGCCAGAAGGUAUGCAACUUCGAAGCUAGAUGCACAUACCACAAGAUGGUAAACCACAAAACCGACAAGGUUUCUUUUAGCGGCGAAGUUGUAUACCUUCUGAUAGCACGAGUAAAGGGGUAGAGGUUAUACCUUGAAAGAUGGCAUAUACCCGAAGUUCCUGCUGCUGAAGAUCUGUGCGAAUCUGGAGAAGCAAGUCAAUGCCGUCGCAGCGCAAACCAAAGCAAUAAAUUUCCAGAAAACGAGACUAGUUCGAAAAUAAGGAAAAACUUCAUGCGUUGUGGAGCUUUGAGCUGAUAUCUGACUUGGAACGUGUACCCAAGUGAUGGAUAGGACGUGCUUCUGGGAUCUGCAUGCAGGCCUUGGCCACUUGGAGGAUAAACAGCGGGCUUGGGGCUUGCCGUCAUUUUUAAUAUACUAAAUUUAAGACUAAUUAUGAUCCAUAGAUCAGCCCGAAUGCUUGAAAAACGUACUGGUAGUUCCAUGUACUGGUUUGCCCGCUUCGGGAGCUCGUUGCAGAAUGAACGUCUCGAUCUAGACAAGUUGAUUGGUCUUAUCAACAGCCCUGUUAUCAAGAUGAAAAGUGCGUAAAGUUCUCACAUUACUUCAAAGAACCACCACAGGUCGGCAUCCUCUUUUAUCCUGAUUCUUCGUUUUUCAUUCUUCAUCCCUUGAUCAGAUGCAUUAUCUUACACUUUGCUUCGUUGGAUUCGCCCUGAGUCUAAUAACAAACGCCGGAGCAGAUUCAACUUCGAAUUGCUCUUGUGGUUAUUAUGAUCCAGCGACAGAGAAUCUAUUUACCGACUUUUUGAUUGUUUACUUCAACGAAACGACCGCAUUCCCGUCUGAUGUAUUCCAAAAUCAAGAAUAUGCAAACAAGUACGAGAAGAGUUGGAAUGCACAGUAUCGUUCAGGUGCCGAUCCUUCCAAUGUCCAGAUCACAAAUUCGACAUCUACUGGCAUCAGAAACUCGUCAUCGUUGGAAUUCACGAUAAACCCCCCAACCUCUGAACAUCUCGUCAAAGGUGGCGCGAUCAGAACUUUAAGAUCUGAUAUUCAAUAUGGUUCUUUCAGAUCAACCAUUCGUCCAGCUCAAGCUUGGACUGGAGGUACCGGCAUGUCAAUGCUUCUUAAGUACAAUGAGACACAAAAUAUACAGAUCAAUAGCUUAAACGCCCAAAAGCCUACGGAUGCGUGGAUCAAUACUUUACUUGCAGACGAGUUCCCAAAUCGUGUAUACGGGCUCAAUUUCAGUACAUUGGCCAACAAUGUGACCUACAGUCCAGAAAUUGAUCCUUGGGACUUUACUGAAGUUCGCAUGGAUUGGACCAAAGAUACCGUGCAAUUCUACAUCGGGAACGUUUUGGCUCGCUCAGUAUCAACCAAGAAUGUAAGCAGCAAAAGCUUUCCCAUCACUCCAUCGCCUCUAUUGUUCAAGCUUUGGUCGAACGGAGAUUCAUAUUUCACGGCUGGACCGCCCACAAGAAAUACCACAGCCAACCUCGGAUGGACCCGAUCAUUUUUCAACUCGUCAAUCAUGACAAAGGAGCAGCACAAUGAAUUUGAUACGAGAUGUACUGUUACAGAUGCAUGCUUGAUGGAUGAUACAUCACUACGUGGUUAUACUGCCUUCGGGGUGGAUUCUAUCCCAAAAUGGAAGGCCACACACCAUGAAAGCGGGGUUCGAACUUUCGCUUACAUUUGCCUCUCAUGUUCUGUGGCUCUGACUGUACUAUUGCUUUGCAACAUCACUUUCCAGAGAUGGCCUACGAAGGACUCCAAGACUCCAAAGGAACCAAAAGUACAUAGCUGUUAUCGUCUUCCACCCCAAAUUUCCAACUCUAAAUUCCUUUCGUCAUCUAAUACGACACCAACAAUGUCAACAAGAGCUUCAUCUAUGGAUUUGAAAAGUCCGAAAGAUGAUCUCGAAAUAACAAAGGUUGGCUUCACACCCGGAUCUUCAACACUCACGCUCAAAGAUAUGGUCAAUCAAGAAACCACACGUAUGCCGCACAAUAGUCCGUUCGCAGCUUCUCGACAACAUUCCACCUCAAACAUGAGUGGGUUUACUUUGAAUGAUUCUAUAUCGCCGUCGGCUUCACAAAAUAAACUCUACAGUUUCAAUGAUACCCCGAAUGAUUCGAUGGCUAUAACACCGCAAAGCUCUUUGUUCUUCGGUAAGGACGGCCACCCAAUUAUAGACGAUGUUACUCCGCAUAAUUCGUUCAUCUACAGCAAAAAUCCAGCAGAGACGUCAGAAAAGGAGGACUGUUCGAUGCCCGAUGUCACCAAGAGUAACGAAACCGAGAAUUCUAGACCAGCACCCCCCAAUCACGUUGCUUCAGAAGUUCCAGCCCCAAUUGCUUUCCCAGCUGCACCCAUCAACGCUCGGACGGCACCCACCAAACGAAUUGAAUAUUUGGCAGGACUCAUAUCGAUCGCAACCCUUUUGGUGACUCUCAUUCACUUUAUAUUCACGUUCUCGCCUGCAAUGGGUAUGGUUGGUGCCCUUGAGCAUUAUAGCUAUGAGAUCAUGAUUCGAAAGACUAUUGGAUCAUAUCUUCUUAACCAAAUUCUUCUUGGACUUUUCUUCAUUACAUCCACUCGCUUCCUUAUCAGUCGUUAUCUACGUACUGGUGAUCUUGGAAGUAUAGCCGAGAAGACGACGGGAAGAACAUUCCGUGUCAUGAUUCCCAUUGCGGCAUGUGCUAUGCUCGAGUACUUUUUGAUCGAUGUGGGAGCUCUUACAUGGUUAGAAUACCUUCCCAGUAUCAGUUGGACAACAUGGCCUUAUGCUGUAGCAUACACAGAUUUCGCUCAUUAUAUCUCUGAGAUCCUUGAGUUGGUGUACUUGCUUCCUAAUGCAGCUCCGCUAAUCACCUACAACUACUGUACGGGUGUUUUGUGGACCAUCCCCGUUCAAAUUGAAGGUUCUUGGAUCACGCUUUUGGGAUGCAUCGUGGUUAGAGAGAUCAAAACGCCUUGGAAGCGUAUGUGCUACUAUGCGUUCUGUAUUAUUAACCAUUGGUAUGCUCAAAGUUGGGGCACAUUUUUCUGGUUUGGAGUUCUUUACACCGAUCUAGACGUCACCUUCAAGUACAAAAAGUGGUUCAAAGACCACGCCUUUGUCCUCUGGACCGGAAUCGUUAUUGGUUUCAUGCUAGCCAUUGCCGCUUUGUCAAACGAUUUAAUCACUGCAUGGACAGGUUUCUCAUUGCCUAUCGUAGAACGAGGUAUUCAUCCGGAUCCCGAGAGCGGUCUUCCAAUCGCCCAGACAGCGAAUGCGGGAUAUCCAGAAUAUUUCAAUCCUCGUUUUAAUGGAAUUAUAUUUGCUGUCGGUCUCCAAUUCGUCAUCGAGAAUUGUUACUUCGUUCAGUGUUUCUUAUCUAUGAAGCUUUGGUUGAUGCUCUUCCCCCAUAUCUUCACCAUCUAUCUUAUCCAUGGUUUGAUUUGGUGGUCGCUUGGCAGCACAGUAUGUGUACACUUGGCUGCCAACACAUCUCUUCCAUAUUGGUCUGUUGCCUUGAUUACAGCAAUAGUUUGCUACGGAACUUUGUUUGCAUCAUUACCUGUCCUUACACCUGUGGUGGAGACUUUGGGAAAGAAUGUCACUGGUAACAUCUGGAGAAUGGCGCACAUUAAGCCGGCUCCCAGAAGAAAAACCUUGUUUCCCUUUGCGGAUAGACUUUUCCUAGACUAUGAAGAAAAAACAGGAAAGGUUGUGGAUGAACAAAAGGAUGUGGAAAAGAAGGCAGGAAUAAAUGUACAUGAGGAGGAAUUGUAAAUGGCGUUUCGAAUUUUGGGGUAAUGAAUAUACAAUGUAUGAUAUUGAACGAGAUUUCUCUAAUUUAGCUAUGAUUUAAAAGAUUGAAAGAAUAACAGAAGUCAAAAAACGAAACA
Molecule: messenger RNA, 4221 nt
Organism: Botrytis cinerea B05.10
Lineage: Eukaryota; Fungi; Ascomycota; Leotiomycetes; Helotiales; Sclerotiniaceae
Exons: 1
Coding region: 1001-4105 (1034 amino acids)
Biological process (GO): carbohydrate metabolic process
Molecular function (GO): hydrolase activity, hydrolyzing O-glycosyl compounds
Source: RefSeq, a predicted model, not a curated record